AUGUUUGUGAAAGUGAGAGGAUACAUUUUACCUGAAAAGAAAGAAGAAGCCGUAAAUGAAACGGAUGAUUCUGACGAGGAAAACGAAGCAGAGCAACAACCUGAAUUUCUAGAUCUGAACGAAAUCAACAAUGUUUCUUCAGGAGGACACUCUUUCCAGCCGUCAGUAGUACCUCUGAGCAAAGCUGACUUCUAUGACUUCGAGACCAAAAAAGUCUACUGCGUGGAGGGACGCUUUGCUCUCAGGAGUCCGUGGUGGGAGGUGAACUGUCACGUAGGAUGGUCGAGGGGCAAGUGGGUCAUGAAAGGAUAUCCUUCCUACAAACUGCGAUCUGACUUAGACAGAAAAGGAUGGAUUUCUAUUCUGUCCCUGUUUCUAAACGCAUGUGAAGUAGAACCAGACUUUAUCCGCAACUUUUUCGACUGGCUGCCAAAAAAUAGAAAUGUCACCUUUUCCAAUCUGGAUGAAGUCGUUGAGGAAUUUUCAGAGGGUAAUGAAGCUGUGGCACAGGAAAUUACAUGCAGACUCUCAAGUUCAGUUGCAGGAAUGCAAGUGCGUGCAGCCAGUCUGUAUCCAGGAGUAAUGAAAUACAUCCCGACCCUGCUUCCUGGCCGGUUCACAGAGCUGUUUGGACGUGGAAAGAAAAAAAAGACUCUGCCAGCAACACAGGCUGCACCGACUGCACCGAUUGCACAGCUGGCCAAACUGGAACUUGUAAUUGCAGAUGAUGUGUGGAAACUGGGAUUUAACCAACUUGUGUUCACGGAACUGAAGCUUGUGCGCUGUGAAGCUUCGCUCAAAGCGUUCGAGGAAUGCGAGCUGCUUCAGACAAUCCCACUACUACAGCAUGAUGCCCUCUUGGUGUAUCACCAGCUAAAAACAUCUUGCCAACAAACAGGUAGCACCUACAUUGAAAAGGAUGCUCUGUGUAAACGCCUUAGAGAGAAAGAAAGAAUGUCUGAUGAGCAGGCCUGGAAUGCCAUUCACUUCCUCAGAGAACAGAAUAUUGUAGUAGUUGUCAAUAGAAAGAUAGUGCUGAUGAACUUUCACUUGUAUGAGACAGGCAUAGCUGAAUGCCUGAGCUCCUUGAUGGACCGUAGAUGGAACAUCCCUGUAAAUGCCACAGAGGUGCUGCGUACAGCUGCAGAGGAUAGGCAACAAAAGAAAAUGCAAACCUCAGACAAUGCUACAACUUCCUGUGUUGAAGACAGGCCUUCAGUUGUUGAGCCUACAAAUAUAUCCAACACAUCAUCUGAAUCCUCAGAACAGCAGGCAGAAGCAAAUCCAGACUUUUCCCCUAUUAAACUGGACCCAGACCAUGUUCGGGCUGUAGAGAUGAUUUGUGCCAACCCAGUAACAAUCAUCAGUGGAAAGGCUGGCUGUGGGAAAACCACAGUGGUCAGCAGUCUGUUCAAAGCUGCUGUGCCACAGAUCAGCUGUGAACAGCAGAAGACACAUGACGACUAUGAAGACUACGAAAAUUAUACUGGAAUGUCCUUUGAGUCAGAGGAGGAGACAGAAGAUAUAAAAAGUAAAAAAGAGAUCCUUUUGACAGCACCUACAGGGAGAGCUGCCUCACUACUGAGAAAGAAGACCGGCUUCCCUGCAUACACUCUGCAUCAGGUGCUGUUUAGUUUCAUGAAGAAACAAAAAGAUGAACAAUGGAUGUUCAAGCGUGUCCGUAUUUUCGUGGCAGAUGAGGGCAGCAUGGUCUCUGUCCAGCUCCUCCACACAGUCCUGGAAUUGCUUGUCAUACACGCCAAGCUCCGAAAAGUCAUUAUACUUGGUGAUGUCAGCCAACUUCCUAGUAUCCAGCCUGGGAACAUCCUAAACGACCUAUAUGACAGUCUAAAACCCCUCCAGUGGGUCAUUGAAAUGAGGACCAACCACCGCUCAGAGUCUCAACUCAUCAUUAAAAACGCUGGACUCGUUGCUGACAUGGGGAAGAGGCACAAGUAUGGUGAUUUGGACUUUGAUGCCAUAGUGGAUCUGGAAGGGUCUCAUAACACGUUGUCUGCUGACAAGAAGUUUAUCCUCAUUCGUCUGCCUGAGGAAGGGGCUCAUGAUGAGUUAAAGAAGACUAUCAAGUUCCUGAUUGACACUGCUCCAGGACUGGAUGACCAUUCAACUUCACAAUUCAUUGCUUUUAAAAGGUGGGAUGUGGCACUGAUCAACAAGCUUUGCUGUAAGCAUUACAACAAUCACACAACUAAAAACCACAAAAACAAACUGCAGUUUCAGCCUGGUGACAAAGUCUGUUGCACCAAGAACGGUUACAUCACUGAUACAGACGACACGAAGAGGUUGAAUCAGUCAGAUAUGGUACUCUGCACACAAAUGGAAGAAGGAAAAGAAGGAGAAGAAGGAAAAGAAGGAAAAGAAGGAGAAGGAAAAGAAGGAAAAGAAGGAGAAGAAGGAAAGGAAGGAGAAGAAGGAAAAGAAGGAGAAGGAAAAGAAGCAAAGAUGGAAAAGAUAUCAAAAGAUCGCCUCUGUAACGGAGAGAUUUUCUUCAUCAGAGAGGACAAAACAGAAGUGGAUAACCAGAGACGCAGCAAACGCUAUUUGACCCUGGAUGAUAAUGAUGGACGCCAGCUCACAGUAGAAUACAGAGAGCUGCAGAGGGAGUGCAAGCUGCAGCAUGCCUGGGCCAGGACUAUCCACACCUUCCAGGGCUCAGAGAAUGAGACCAUCGUCUAUGUGGUAGGAGAUAGCCAGGCCCAGACAUGGAAGCACAUCUAUACCGCCAUAACACGGGGGCAGAAACGUGUAUAUGUGGUCGCCAGAGAAGAUGAUAUGAAAGCAGCCAUUCAGAAGCGUGAAACCCCUCGAAACACCAGACUUGCAAGUCUGAUCAAGGAUCACCUGGUGCACCCCUGGAUGCAGCUGAACACACCACAGAGGAUUCCCUCAGGCUGUACUCCCCAAAAGUUCACCCCUCUGCACACACAAGCCCCCAACAGACCUUCAAGCUCCGUUGGCCAGGUCACACCACUGCGGCCUAAAGGGACGGAUGACAGAGUUAAGGGGGACACUACACCAUCGGGCUCAUCACCUAGGAGCAGAUUCAGUAAUCUCUCAGGGGUCGAACAACUGAACAGUACAGUAACAUCACAAGGCAACAAAAGGGUGCUCUUUGCAGAAAAUCAGGAGAUGCCAUGCAAACAGCCUCGGGUAACGGAGUAG
Messenger RNA from Scomber japonicus (chub mackerel), 3183 nucleotides. Its product is annotated as DNA helicase B-like. The record is from RefSeq and is a predicted model, not a curated record. The transcript has 12 exons. Lineage: Eukaryota; Metazoa; Chordata; Actinopteri; Scombriformes; Scombridae. The coding region runs from base 1 to 3183 and encodes 1060 amino acids.